Molecule: messenger RNA, 2832 nt
Organism: Tribolium madens (black flour beetle)
Lineage: Eukaryota; Metazoa; Arthropoda; Insecta; Coleoptera; Tenebrionidae
Gene: mwh
Exons: 7
Coding region: 219-2663 (814 amino acids)
Biological process (GO): regulation of cell shape; cell migration; cortical actin cytoskeleton organization
Cellular component (GO): cytosol
Molecular function (GO): small GTPase binding; actin filament binding
Source: RefSeq, a predicted model, not a curated record
CUGCAGUCGGAACGGUGGAGACUAUUCGCAAGGCGGCUGUGAACGGCGAUGGGUCGCGAUUUUUGCACUUUCUAAAAAUCUGAAUUUAAGGUUGUGUCUAAGGUCGGGACUUUCACGAAUUUUGUUAAUGCGGUGAAAAAGUGUGACUUUUGACACGGAUUUUGCACCAAAUUUUGAGCAAUUUUGAAUUUCCCGCCGCUGGUGUUGAGAUGUGAACGAUGGGUAAUUCGCUAGGGACCGAUGGUGAGGAAAAUGGCCGCGAAAUCGGGAACAGAGUGUGGUUUUUCUUGCACAGAACGUGGACUUUGGUUGUGACUGAAAAAUGGAAAAGGAAUAGAAGGAGUGAAGUGGUCAGUGAUUUUGAUUCCCAGUGUUCGCAGUAUUCGUUUUGCAGUUGCGAACAGUGUCAAAGGGACGAUGGAUUCAGCAGCGCUUGUGACAGCGAAUUGUUCGGUUCUGGAAGCAGCAUGGCUCCGAAUUCGGAAGAGUCGGCUCGGAUCGGACAGUUUCCCUUCGGCGAAGAGGCCAUCAAUAAGGAGAAACAACGUCCACCUAUCUACAAUCCUGAAGAUUACGUCCUGUCUUUGAAAAAAUGGGGCCGAAAACCAACCAAUGGCAACUCAGUUUCUUUAUACCCAACUCCCAGCAGUUCGGAUUCGGAUUGCAGCAGAUCUCAGAGCAGCUCGUUUCGAGAUUACAGAAAUCCGAUGCUCAUAUCAUCUGGGUCCGAGAUGACCUUGAGGCAAUUUGGGACUGUGGGAGAGCUUUUGGCUAAGCUCAAGUCGGAUUUAAGGCUGGCAUAUCCAAGCUUCGUCCAAGAAUUCGUCGCCGAUCCACUCGACGGAAUCACUCUCCUCGUCGACUUGCUUCGAGCGAUUCAAUUGAGUCAAUCGAGUGGUACCACCACCACGGGCAAAAUCCCUCCUUCCCUCCAACGUCGCGCCCUCCUCGACGAGCUUUCAUGCCUCCAAUGCCUCCUACUGUGCUGUCAAAGAUACAACGAAGCGAUUCGAAAAUUGACAGCUUCAUCAGCUGGACUUUUCACCUUGGCGAUUUGUAUAAUGAGCAAUGUGACAAAAUCGCGGAUUUUGGCACUGCAAUUGUUGACCAAGGCUUGCCAACCUUGCAAUAACGGCCACAGUGCGGUGUCGGAAGCCUUAGCCACGCUCAGGCUUAGGUUUGGGGAGCCGGUCAGGUUUAGGUUUCUGGUGGGGAUGCUCAUGUCGGCAGGGGGGCAAGGGGAGUUGCUGGUAGCCGGGAUGAAAUUUCUGAAUACGUUCCUGGACACGUCCGGGACUAUGCAAAAACGGAUUUACAUCCAAGCUGAGUUGGAACAAGCAGGCUUUGAUAUAGCCACAAUCAAAAAACAAAUUAGUAUCAACUCAGCCUCGACUGAGCAACUUUUCGAAGAGUUGGAUCAUUGGGAGAAGAAGUUUCUCGAUGUUGAGAGUCUCUCAAUUCGACUUGAGAACGCGGAACGUGAAAAUGACUCGUUGCGAGAUAAAGUUUUGUUGUUGGAGAGACGAGUCCAGAUCCUUUUGGAGGAAAAAGGGAUUCUGAUUUCGCUCGAACAGUGUCUCAAGGAACGUUGCAGUGAACUACAAGAAGAAGUCCAUUCGUUGAAGUCCGAAAAGUCGCAAAAGAACUCGUCGUGUGGAAGUUCGAAAAAGAAAGCAGACUCUCCCCAUGAAGAUGAGGGUAUUUCUUCAUCGGAGAGAAGCCUCACCCCUGACGAAGUCCUCCAACGCGAAUCUUCCGUCUACGAAUUGUACAACGUCCAAAACCCCAUAAUGAAGAAACCGUCAAAAAUCGAAGAAGAAGACGAAACGACCAUCGACGAAGUCAUCGAAGAACUACGAAACAUAAUCAACGACGCGGAAACCGAGACAUACCGAACGGAAGAAAAGAAGAAACUCGAAAGAAAGAAGAUCGAAGAAGCACAAGUAGCCAGUAAAAUCCAAAUGACGGUGGCCAUCGACGACUUUAGCAAAGAACUUGAAAUUGUCCCUUCGAAUCUCCACCCCCAGCCUCCUAGACGCACUAAAAGCCUCGUCCACCUCUUCAUCCCGGCUGAAGAUUACGAUUAUGGAAACAAGGAGUUGUUCUUCGAAAACGAAACUCCUUACACGAGUGAAGAAGGCUCCGAUUCCCUCCUGAGUGCCUCCAAAUACCAACUUCCACGAGUCGAGAAGGGCCGAAAGCCGGUUCACCGGUCCGAAUCCUUCCGACAAGCCAAACAACCCCAAAAACCGGUCUCGAAACAAAACAGCUUCGAUGGGGGCUACUUCAGUGUGGGCGUAGUGACCGAAGACUCGAAGAAAGUCAAAUCGAAGAGUCUGGACCGAAUCGAUGACGGUUUAGAGACUUUAGUCGACAUCGUGGUCACAGACCAUGAAAUCCCCAAACCUGAAUCUCUCCUCAACCAUCAGAAAAAGUUCACCGAUGAGAAAAUGAAGAUGUUUCUGCCCAAGAGUAACAAUGACGUGCUUUACUACUUCCCGAGGAUACAAGAACGGAAAAAUAACACGUUUCUGGCACGGGGGCACAACGCAGGGCUGUAUUCGGGACAAGUCAUACGACAAAACUCCAGUGUUAAGAAACCGGAAUUUGUCUCGGGGAAUAACAGGGGGAAAGUGACGGAUCUACCGUCGGGACUUUACUGAUUUAGUGUAAAUAAUUAUUUAUCUGUGCAAUAUUAGAGUACACGAGGUUGGGGUUUGAGGGGUGCACUUGGACCGUUCUUGACGAGAACGGGCCCGAAGUGAAUGGAAUGUACAAAGAGGGGUAGAUUAUGAUCUCGAGUGUCUACAUUUUAAUAAAAUGGUUCCCAAA